This is a messenger RNA of Drosophila virilis, 527 nucleotides long. RefSeq names its product Cuticular protein 47Ec (gene Cpr47Ec). Gene Ontology annotation, cellular component: chitin-based extracellular matrix. Gene Ontology annotation, molecular function: structural constituent of chitin-based larval cuticle. NCBI's taxonomy places the organism in Eukaryota, Metazoa, Arthropoda, Insecta, Diptera, Drosophilidae. The record is from RefSeq and is a predicted model, not a curated record.
CACACUCAAACUCUCGCUUUCAGUGCUCCAGUUCAAGUAGAAAUCUCAUAGAAUGUUCAAGUUCCUGCCAUUGCUCGUGUUGGGUGUCCUCGCCUCCAGCUAUGCCCUGCCCGUUGCCGAAGAGAAGGAGGUUGUGGCCAUUUUGAAAUCGGAGGUGAACAAGAACGAGGAUGGCUCAUACCAGAUCAACUACGAGGGCGCCGAUGGCACCGAGCGCAAGGAGGAGGCCAGCGUUGUGGAUGCCGGCACCGAGAACGAAUCGCUGGAGGUGAAAGGUUCCUACAAGUACAUCAACGAUAAGGGCGAAACAGUUGAGGUAUUCUACACGGCCGGCGUCAAUGGAUUUGUGCCAUACGGCACCAUAAUCAAUCCGGAGAUCACCUCAGUCGCCGAGGCAGCCAAGGAUUUGCCCAACACUCAACAAGACGAUGUGAAGUCGUAAAUAAUAUAAAAAAUAGAUAAUAGUUGUAUCUGAAGUGCCAGCGAGAUGUGAAUAAAAGACGAUUGGAAGAGCCCAACAAAACAAA